CGUAUUUGCAUCAACAUUAUUCGACCGCCUCAGUAGCUUGCUAGCCAGCAUAGCUAUUUUGUAUCUACGUAACCAAGUUUUUUAAGCACUAGGGUAUUUUAUUCAAUAACCUUUCAUAUUAACUUUGUAAGUCUGCUCGCUGGUUAAUAUAGCCUAUCACCUCGCAAGUUGCUAACACUAGCUAUCUAUUAUGAGCUCAGUAAUGUACUCCCUCCCUACCGGUGAAGAAGAGGCCUUCAGUACGGAGAAAGGAUCUCUGGGGCUGAAGAUUGUCGUGAAAGAGGAAGAGGAUAUUACGGUGAAGGUAGAGGAGGAGGAAGUCACCGUGAAAGCAGAGGAAGAGGACGAUGUCCCGUUAUUUAAAAACGAGGCAAAGGGGGUUGCGGUUAAAGUGGAGGAGGAGGCGACGGGAGACAAGACGACUUUCACUUUGAAUUGGAAGAAGGGUGUUACAGUGAAGGAAGACGAGGAAGCUUUGAGAGUGUAUGACGAGGGGGAAGAAGAGGAGAUGACUGUCACGGUGAAAGAGGAAGAGGAGGAGGGAGACACGGGCACUGGGGACUGGAGAGAGAUACCAGAAUGUAACUCUGACAGUGGAAAAAGCAAUUCAGAGGAACCAGAACCAGAGACGCCCAAACCAGUGGGACGACACCAAUGCUCCCACUGUGGGAAGAGAUUUGUUCGUUUAGGGUACAUGAAAGAACAUAAGAGAAUGCACACAGGAGAAAGGCCUUUCCAAUGCUCCCAGUGUGGAAAGUGUUUUGCACGGUUUAGCAGCCUGAGUACGCAUGAGGAAAUCCACAGAGACAGAAGGAAGACCUUCAACUGCCCUCAGUGUGGAAAGAGAUUUACCCGGAUAGGGUCCCUGAAAACACAUAAGCGAAUACACACAGGAGAGAAGCCUUACCGCUGUUUCCACUGUGGAAAGAGGUUUAUGUGGUUAGUGAGCCUAAAAACACAUGAGAUAACACACUCAGGUGAAAAGCCUUUCCAGUGUUCUCAUUGUGGGAAGAGAUUUAACCAGUUGCCGAACCUGAAAUCACACGAGAGAACACAUACCGGAGAGAAGCCUUUCCAAUGUUCCCAUUGUGGAAAGAGAUUUAACCAGUUACCAAACCUAAAAAAACAUGAGAGAACACACCCACAAGAGAAGCCUUUCCAAUGUUCUCAAUGUGAAAAAAGAUUUACUCAGUUAGAAAAACAAAAAAGGCAUGAAAGAAAACAUACUAUAGAAAACCUUUUCCACUGCUCUCAUUGUGGAAAGACAUUUUCCCAGUUGGAGGAAAUGAAAUCACAUGAGAGAAUAGAGAGGCUGAUUACUGAUUUAUGCUUUUAACUAAUGAUUUGUGUUUUUGUUCAUGCAGAAUUAAAUAAUGUGAAGCUUACUUAGAAACAGGCCAAAGAAUACACAUCAAAUCAUCUGAAAUGUAUUCUAUUUGUAUCAAAGUAUAAACCACUUGAUGUUCAUAGAACAGUAUGAUGUUAUUUGUAAAUGUAAACGAUCAAUCAAAUAGAACUGUUUAAACCUUGAAACCUAUUUUAUGUAAUUGUUUACUUUCAUUCAUUCAAUUUGUGUGCCAUUUAUCAAGCUAAUGGAAUAUACAAAUCUGAUGUUUAAAAUUACAUUGAUUUAUAUUUACCAUUACAAAUAUUAAAAUGUUAAAUAUUA
Esox lucius (northern pike) is the source of this 1669-nucleotide messenger RNA. RefSeq names its product gastrula zinc finger protein XlCGF17.1-like. The coding region runs from base 191 to 1336 and encodes 381 amino acids. NCBI's taxonomy places the organism in Eukaryota, Metazoa, Chordata, Actinopteri, Esociformes, Esocidae. The transcript is spliced from 2 exons. The record is from RefSeq and is a predicted model, not a curated record. Gene Ontology annotation, biological process: negative regulation of transcription by RNA polymerase II; regulation of cytokine production; regulation of immune system process.